CUGGGAAGUGGCCCUACAAGGCCUUUUCCAGCCUCCUCCGCAGCUGGGCUGCUGCUCUCCCAGGCGGGGCGGCGCGGGGGGCGUUUCUCGAGAGGCCUCCGAAGAAGAAACGGGCUUUUUUUCCCUUUUUUCUUUUUUUUUUCCCGGAGCCGCUGCCCCGCCUGGGCUCCGGCAGCCGCGGUCGCCCCCGCGUCCCGGGAAGCGCAGGGAUUUCGAGGAAGCCUCGUGCCCGGCGCUGGCCCUCCGGAGAGGCCCGUCACCCCGGUGGCAUCGCGCCCGGAGCCUGGCUCCGUCCCGGGGGGCGACGCUGGCCCCUCCGCGGGGUCCCUGACGGGGGGGCAGAGGGAUGGCCGAGGACGGCGGGGCGGGGGCCGCCCCUGACACCGCCCAGGACGCGGCGAGGGAGGAGGCACCGGCUCCCGCAGCCACCUUCAGAGCGGGCAACGUGGAGGAGCUCUACGAGCUGCUGGAGAAGCUGGGCAGCGGGCACUUUGGCGUGGUGAAGCGGUGCCGGGAGCGGAGCACGGGCACCUUCUACGCCGCCAAGUUCGUGAAGACGCGCAAGUGCCGGGGCAGCCGGCUGGGCUUGGAGCGGGCGCAGGUGGAGCGGGAGGUCUCCAUCCUCCGGCAGCUCGACCACCCCAACAUCAUGCGGCUCCACGACCACUUCGCCAGCAAGGCCGAGACGGUGCUGAUCCUGGAGCUCAUCCGCGGCGGGGAGCUCUUCGACUUCAUCGCCGAGAAGGAGGUGCUGACGGAGGAGGCGGCCAUCGAGUUCCUGGCGCAGAUCCUGCGCGGGGUGCAGUACAUGCACGCCCGCCGCGUCGCCCACUUCGACCUCAAGCCCGAGAACAUCAUGCUGCUGGAGAAGGACGUCCCCAAGCCCCAGAUCAAGAUCAUCGACUUCGGGCUGGCCCAGAAGCUGGAGGACGGCGUGACCUUCAAAAGCCUCUGCGGGACCCCCCAGUACAUCGCUCCCGAAGUGAUCAACUACGAGCCGCUGAGCGCUGCCACCGACAUGUGGCUCAGCGGCUUGUCCCCCUUCCAGGGCGAGACGGACGCCGAGACCCUCGCCAACGUCGUCGCCGGCGCCUACGAGUUCGAGGAGCGCUGCUUCGGCCAGACCUCCGACAUGGCCAAGGACUUCAUCCGGCAGCUCCUGCUCAAGGAGCCGGGGAAGCGCAUGACGGCGGCCGAGUGUCUCGUGCACCCCUGGAUCAAGCCCCUGAGCCGGAAGCAGGCGGCGAACCGGAGCCGCUCCUCCAUCAACAUGAAAAGCUUCCGCAAGUUCAACGCCCGGCGGAAAUGGAAGCUCUCCUAUAACAUGGUGUCGGCCUGCAACCGGCUCUGCCGCAUGCGGCUCCUGUGCCACCGGAGGAAGGAGGACGAGGAGCUGCGCUGCUGCGAGAGCGACCAGGAGGCCGACGACAGCCGCCCCGUGAUGCUGCUGCGCCGGCAGAGGAGCAGCUGCUCGUGAGCAGGGGGAGGCAAGCGGGACCCCCCCAGUGGGGCUGUGCUGGGGGGGGGUCCUCCCGCCUCCCCUCCUGGUGCCCCAGCUGGGCUGGACUGGAGCAUCGCUGUGCCGGAGCCGCUGUCCGCUCCCGUCGUUCCCAGCCCUGGGGGGUCCCCGGGGCCGCUGGGGCAGUGAGACCCCCUUUCUGCCCCCCCCCCGGGCCCUGCUGGCUCCCCGUUUCCGUGGUAUUUGGAGAAAUAAAUGUGCCCCCCCCA
This is a messenger RNA of Dromaius novaehollandiae (emu), 1728 nucleotides long. RefSeq names its product death-associated protein kinase 2-like. Bases 347 to 1477 code for a protein of 376 amino acids. The record is from RefSeq and is a predicted model, not a curated record. Gene Ontology annotation, cellular component: nucleus; cytoplasm. The transcript is spliced from 12 exons. Gene Ontology annotation, biological process: protein phosphorylation; positive regulation of apoptotic process; intracellular signal transduction. Gene Ontology annotation, molecular function: protein serine/threonine kinase activity; ATP binding. Lineage: Eukaryota; Metazoa; Chordata; Aves; Casuariiformes; Dromaiidae.